AUCUUGCCAGUUGCCACAACAGAACCUAUCUUAAUCAGCUGAAGCUGUAUAAAUAACAAUAUUUUUCAUUCUCUAAUCUCAUUAAAAAAUGGCAUCAACCACUGUGCUAUGCUUAACCUUGCUUCUGGUACUCCUAUCCAGUGUAAUCUCAGAGCUAUGCAACCCACAAGACAAGAAAGCGUUACUCCAAAUCAAGAAAGACCUCAACAACCCUUACCUUCUAGCCUCAUGGAACCCAGACACAGAUUGUUGCGACUGGUACACUAUCGACUGCGACCUCAAAACGCACCGCAUCAUCUCUCUCACUAUCUUUGACUCCACUGCACGCAGUAAUUUCUCAGCCCAAAUCCCUCCCUCCGUGGGCCUUCUUCCAUACCUAGAGACUCUCGAGUUUCACAAACUUCCUAACCUGACAGGCCCGCUCCAGCCCGCCAUUGCCAAACUCACCAACCUCAAGAAUCUCCGUAUCAGUAACACAAACUUGUCAGGCACGAUUCCUUCCUUUCUAUCCAAACUCACAAACCUCACGUUUUUGGAUCUUUCCUUCAACAACCUCACCGGUUCAAUCCCCGGUUCACUCUCACAACUUCCCAACCUCUUCUCACUCCAAUUAGACCGUAACCAUUUAACCGGUUCGAUCCCUUCCUCGUUUGGUUCUCUUAAGUCCUUAGCUGGUAUCGACCUCUCUCAUAACAACCUCACCGGGCCCAUUCCAUCAUCGUUUGUGAACCUCAUCUCCACAACCUCACUUGACUUAUCGCGAAACAAGCUUGAAGGAGAUUAGAGCUGUCAAAUAAGCCCAAUUUUUCAAAGCCCCAAUAUUUUAGCCCCACUAAAGCCCUAUUUUACUAAGCCCUUUGUUAAUGAAAAAUUUUUUAGGCCCCAUAAUUUUAGGCCCCUUAAUUAAUGUGUUAUUUUUGGGCCCUAUUGAGGGGCCUUAUUUUGUUUCAAAAAUUUCAUUUCUAGUUCCAAUAUGGAUUAUUAAUCUUGUAAACAAAGAUAUCUAUAACUAUAUAUAUGCCUACUUUUAUUCCAA
Molecule: messenger RNA, 1036 nt
Organism: Vicia villosa (hairy vetch)
Lineage: Eukaryota; Viridiplantae; Streptophyta; Magnoliopsida; Fabales; Fabaceae
Product: polygalacturonase inhibitor-like
Exons: 1
Coding region: 89-784 (231 amino acids)
Molecular function (GO): protein binding
Source: RefSeq, a predicted model, not a curated record